CUAAUCCUUGGGAGCCAAUAAUCUGGUGGUAAGUUAAAAGCGAAAUUUACCUUUGACACCGUGGCAUACAUGGAGGAUCAAGUUUGAAAUUAAAGCGAAUACGAACGUACAAAGACGGAUGAUGGCGGAUCAACUGACAAGAGAUCGAGGGCAGAUGAGGAGGAUGUUCGUUUCAGUCAUGGCGCUGUUUUUCAUCAACUUCUUUGAGAUGGGUGUUCUGAAGAGCUUUAGCGUCCUGGUGGACGAUCUUGUCAUCCAACUCAACACAAAUCUUGGUACAAUCGGGGCCAUAGUCGGAAUCUACAACGGCAUCACAUAUGCCCUUGCACCAUUCAUCGCACCGUUUGUGAAUAUAAUGAGUGUGCCUCUCAUCUCUGUCAUCUGUGCAGUGGGUUCGAUGUCACUCAGUCUAGCGUAUUUAGCUUCUGAUGUCAUCCAGUUUGGUACGGUGUGUCUACUCUCUGGAAUUUGUUACUCAGUCGUCCGUCUGGGAGGAGUGAUCCUCUUCUAUAAAAAUGUACGUAGGAACUUCUCCAUCACGUUUGGCAUCGCAGACACCGGCAACGCCAUCGGAAUGAUGACUGUACCCAUUCUGACCGAAUUUUUUCUAGAGACCUAUGGUUGGAAUGGAACCAUUCUUCUACUUGGUGGGCUUCUCUUCCAGAACUCCAUCUUCCUACUACUCAUGAAGGAACGUCCUCUAGAACCCCAUGACGACGAUGACGACAACGACAACUCUGAAACGCAAGAGACGAGGGUGUCACGCCCUGUUGAUUCCGAAGCAGAAGAUGAUGUCUUUGAUGAGGAUGACGACCUACUUCAGCGAAGUCUUGACGGUGGUGGAAGACCUCAUGCUACCACGCCCUCACCCUCCAUAUGGAGAUGUUGUUACUGCAUCUACUCAUACUUCGGCCUCUCCUUGUUCUUCGAGUGCCGAUACACUAUUGUGGUCAUGCUACUCAUGGUGUUCCUUGGUAUGGUCAACACGUCUUGGCUCGUCUUCCUCAUUCCGCAUGGUGUAUCUAGGGGCUUCCGUUUGUCAAGGGCGGUAUUCUUGGCAACUUGUGGAGGCUUUGGAAACGUCUUGGGCCGCGUCAUCCAGGGACCAAUCAUCGACUGGGAGUGGAUGACAUCCUUAGAUCUCACCAUCAUCUUCACCGCCAUUAAUGCUGUGGUGUUUCUCGUGGACCCUCUGGUGUUUGAUUUUGUUUUACUGUGCAUCGCUGCGUUUGUGGGAGGGAUAACCAUUGGUGCAAGAACAACGUUGACAGUGGUGAUUGCAAAGGAAUACUUCCCGCCAGACACAUUCUCAACUGUCUAUGGAUUACAGUGCCUGUUCUACAGUGUGGGUGAACCUCUUGGAGGUAUCCUGGCCGGUUGGUUGGCCAAUCGAAUGAGCUUCAGUGUCUCUUUCAUGGUGCUGGGUGGAGUUGAAGUCCUAACCAUUCUGGUGUUGAUGCCAACACGAUACUUGAUCAAUAGAAAUACGACUUAAACUUCCAUCAAUCCUGAUGAUGCAAAAGCGGGUUGUAUCUGCAUCCUCACCAUUAAUAGCCAUAAACAACAUUAAAGCAGCCUUAUUACCCGAGAAAAUAUGCACUGCAGAAAAGACGAAUGAGCAUUGCAAAUGGGGAUUCCAUUCCCCUUUCUGUAUAGCCCCCCCCCCCCUCUCACACUCUCUCUCUCUCUCUCUCUCUUCUUUAUCGGUAAUGUGCCAAACUCAUUCGCAUGAAAAUCAGUAGCCAUGAUCUUGUUAUUUCGCGUGACCGUUUUGUUGAUCUGAAAUACAAUCCGUUUCUAUGGUGGUUAUCUAGUCAUCUGCAUUAUAUAUUAUUGUAUCGUUGUGGAGAAAUUAAAAGAAUAUCAUCUUAUGACUUAAGGCCUUUAUAUGGAAGAUCUACACUUUUUGGCUAUAAUUAUGGAAAGCGCAGAAAGUAAUUUUUGAUAUCGUGAUAGAGCCUUCAGUUGCGUGAGCUUUCUUGAUGGGCCAUUUGAAUUAGGAAGCUAUUUGAAAACGCAAAAGAAAGAAACCAGGAAUAAUUCUCCCCCGGUAAAGUUUGACAGCCAAAUCGGUCCAUAUAUGUCAAUUCAAAGGAAAUAUUAAUUGGAUAAAUUGAGGAUAUUCAAAUUUA
Molecule: messenger RNA, 2132 nt
Organism: Lytechinus variegatus (green sea urchin)
Lineage: Eukaryota; Metazoa; Echinodermata; Echinoidea; Temnopleuroida; Toxopneustidae
Product: monocarboxylate transporter 1-like
Exons: 4
Coding region: 119-1495 (458 amino acids)
Biological process (GO): transmembrane transport
Molecular function (GO): monocarboxylic acid transmembrane transporter activity
Source: RefSeq, a predicted model, not a curated record